This is a messenger RNA of Carassius gibelio (silver crucian carp), 1417 nucleotides long. RefSeq names its product elastin-like. The coding region runs from base 206 to 1417 and encodes 403 amino acids. Gene Ontology annotation, molecular function: extracellular matrix structural constituent. The record is from RefSeq and is a predicted model, not a curated record. NCBI's taxonomy places the organism in Eukaryota, Metazoa, Chordata, Actinopteri, Cypriniformes, Cyprinidae. The transcript is spliced from 21 exons.
UAGAAUAGAAAAAAGUGCAAUGAUCCAUCGAACCAAAUGCUUUGCUUUCCUAAUUACUUUGUGUCCCGUAUCAUUUUCUCCCACAUACCCCCUCCCCCUUUCACUUUUUUUUUUUUUUUUUUUUUGAGACAUUUUUGAAGUGGUAAUUAUCUCCUGGAGAACAAAACCAGCUGAUUCAGGGAGGGCCAGUGCAUUUUAGGGAGAGAUGGCUAACAGGAGGGUUGUGUUGCUCCUUCUCGGAUUCAUCCUCACAAUACAGCUGAGUCCUUCACUGCAAGGAGGGCUGUAUGUGCCACCGGGUUCAGCUGGAGCAGGACCAGGAGCUGCUGGAUUACUACCAGGCGCUGGACUUUACCCAGGUGCUGGGACGUCCCAAUACAAAGCAGCAAAAGCAGCAGGAGGAUAUGGAGGUGCUGCUGGGACAGGAGCUUUAGGGGCUGGAGGUUAUGGAGCUGGUGGUUAUGGGGUUUAUGGCACAUAUGGUGGUGCUGGAAGAUUUUACCCAGUGUCUGGAGGUCUGAAACCGGCUAAAUCAGGCACUGGGCUACCUGGAGGAGGUCUACCUGGAGGAGGUCUACCUGGAGGAGGUCUUCCUGGAGGAGGUCUUCCUGGAGGUGCUGGUGGAAAGCCUGCUAAAGGGCCAGGUGCAGGAGGAACUGGUACUGGUCUUCCAGGUCUUGUGAUUCCUCAGACCGGGGUACAAGGACUGGGCCUUGGUGGGGUUGGACCUGGGGGAAAAGCAGCAAAGGCUGGAAAAGCUCCAGUGCCAGGAGUGGGAGUGCCUGGACCAUAUCAAGGAGGUCUUGUUCCUGGACAAGGAUUCAAUGGGCGGGGUGUUCUUCCUGGUGUAGCCACAGGAACUGGAGUCAAACCUAAAUCAGGUGGACGUGGAUAUGGACCACUGCAACAAGGAGUAUUUCAUGGAUACCCUCUCAAAUCUCCCAAAGCCCCAGGUGCUGGGUUACCCUAUACUGGUGGUAAACUUCCAUACGGUUACGGUGGUUUUGGUGGAGGUACUGGGCUCCCUGGUGGGAAAGCAGGAGCUGGAUCUAAGCCGGGUUAUCCGACAGGGACUGGUGUUGGGACUUUAGGGGUGUCUGCUGCACAGGCCAAAGCUGCUAAAUAUGCUGGUUUUGGAGCGGCUGGAGCUUUUCCGGGUGGUGCUGGGGGACUUUACCCUGGUGCAGGAGCUGGUUUAGGUGGUGUUGGAACAGGUGGUGCUGGUGGACUUUAUCCAGGGGCAGGAGGUGUGGGUGUUUUUACACCAGCUCAAGCUAAAGCAGCGAAAUAUGGUGCUGGUCCUGGUGUUACUGGUACUGGUGGUGUACCAGGUGCAGGGGGACUCUUCCCAGGGGAUCCUGUUGUGAUCUCCCCUGCUCAACCAAAAGCUGCUAAAUGCGUAAUGAUGGCAGGUUAA